CUCGCGUCCGGAUUCUCUCUCUGUCCCAGCAGCUGGCAAGAUGGUGAGUGAGAACGGGGAGGAGAAUCCACAGCAGGAAGGCCUUGGGCAAGUGGAACCGUGCGGAGUGUUAUCGGCGACAUCAGAAAGGAACUUUCCCCAGCGUCAUGGGUGGGGAAAGGACUCUGGAAGUCAAUGCGGGUCAGAGAGGCAGCUGGGAAACCAGCCAAGGGAGAAUGUUGUUCAAUCCAUUCACCGUGCGGGAGGAUGCAGCGAUCUCAAGGAAACCGCAUCCCGACCGAGAAUCCACGCCGGAGAGAGAGACAACACGUGCGUGGAGUGCGGGAAAAGCUUUCAUUGGCGCUCGUACCUUAUUAGACAUCAGAGAACCCACACGGGGGAGAAAUCCUAUAAAUGCCUCGACUGCGGGAAAAGCUUCAGUCAGAGCUCGCUUCUCAUUAGACAUCAGCGAACCCACACGGGAGAAAGACCCUAUAAGUGCCUCGAAUGUGGGAAAAGUUUUAGUGACAACUCGCACCUCAUCGCCCAUCACAGAAUCCACACGGGCGAAAGGCCCUACAAAUGCCUUGAGUGCGGGAAAAGUUUCAUCCAGAGCUCCGUUCUUGUUGCCCAUCAGAGAAUCCACACGGGGGAAAGACCCUAUCAAUGCCCCGACUGUGGGGAACGCUUCAGUCGGACCUCAGAGCUCAUUGUGCAUCACCGAAUCCACACGGGCGAGGAACCCUACAAGUGCCUGGAGUGCGGGAAGACUUUCAAUCGGAACUCCAACUUCGUGGUACAUCAGAGACUGCACACGGGGGAGAGGCCCUGUCAAUGCCAGCACUGUGGGAAAAGCUUCAGGCAGAGCUCCAACCUGAUUGCGCAUCAGAGAAUCCACACGGGAGAGAAGCCCUACAACUGCCUAGAAUGUGGGAAAAGCUUCAUUCAGAGCUCACAGCUCAUUACCCAUCAGAGACUGCACAGGGGGGAGAAACCCUACAAAUGCUCGGACUGUGGGAAAGGUUUCAACCUGAGCUCCAGCCUCAUUCGACAUCAGGGAAUCCACACGGGAGAGAAACCCUAUUACUGCCUUCGCUGCGGGAAAAGCUUCAGCCAGAGCUCCCAGCUGAUCGUGCACCAGAGAAUCCACACGGCAGACGCAUCAGCCUGGGUUGUGCCGAAGAAGCUGCCGGCUCUGUUUGCUUAUAGAAUGAAAGAGGCGAUUCUCAAAGAGCUGGAACAGGGGAGAGAAAAACAUGGCGGUGAAGCCUCCAUGUUACUUGGGGGCAAGGGGGUGAGUUACAGCGAUUCCCCUCCUUCGCCCGUCACCCUGGUGGUCUCCCCUCAUGACAGCAGCAUCUGUCCAAGCCAUGGAGAGUUUAUCUCCCCCGUUCUACCCUUACGCCUGUCACAUGACUCAGUGAUCUCAGCUCCCCGGGAGACGGUGACCUCGCUGGGUGAUGGGGUGGCGGGUGAGACCAAACCUCAGCAGGAAGGUCUUGAGCAAGUGGAACGACAGGGGGCGUUAUCGGAAAGAUCUGAAGGGAAUGUUUGCUGGAGCUCUGUGCAGGGGGAAACUUGGGAGAGUCAGUGCGGGUCAAAGAGGCGGCAGGGAAAUGAGCCUGGGAAAAAAGUGGGUGAACCAAUUCAUGGUGUGGGAGGAGGCCAGGAGCUCAAGGAAUCCCCUGCCCAGCAGAGGGUCCCCAUGAGAGAGAGAAAAAACACAUGCGCCGAAUGUGGGAAAAGUUUCCUUAAGAACGCACACCUUGUUGCGCACCGGAGGAUCCACACAGGAGAAAAACCCUAUCAGUGCCUUGAAUGUGGGAAAAGCUUCAAUCAGCGCUCCCACCUUGUGGCGCAUCAGCGAAUCCAUACCAAAGAGAGACCCUAUAAAUGCGGCGAGUGUGGGACAAGCUUUGUUCACAGCUCCCACCUUAUCGUGCAUCAGAGGAACCACAAGGAAGAGAGACCCUAUAAAUGCCUCGAGUGCGGGAAAAGCUUCACUCAGAGCUCGAGCCUGAAUGUGCAUCAGAGAACCCACACGGGAGACGAACCCCAUAAAUGCCUCGACUGUGGGAAAAGCUUCGAUUACCGAUCGCACCUUAUAGUGCAUCAGAGGAUCCACACGGGGGAGAAACCCCAUAAAUGCUUCAUCUGUGGCACAAGCUUCGUUCACAAAUCAAACCUGAACGCGCACCAGAGAAUCCACAAGGGAGAGAGACCUUACGAAUGCCUCAACUGUGGGAGAACGUUCAAAUCCAGAUCAAACCUUACCAGGCAUCAGAAACAACACACAGGAGAGAAAUCCUAUACGUGCACUGAGUGUGGGGAGCGGUUUGUUGAGAACUACGGCCUUAUUAAACAUCAGAGAACCCACACGGGGGAAAAACCCUAUAAAUGCUUUGAAUGUGGGAAAAGUUUCAACUGGAGCUCAAACCUGGUUGCACAUCAGAGAACGCACACCGGCGAGAGACCGUAUGAAUGCUUGGACUGCGGGAAAAGCUUCAAUCAGAACUCAAACCUCUUUCAACAUCAGAGGAUCCACAGGGGAGACAAACCCUAUAAAUGCUCCGACUGUGGGAAAAGUUUCAUUCAGAGCUCCGUUCUUAUUACGCACCGGCGAAUCCACACGGGGGAGAGGCCGUAUAGCUGCCUUGUCUGUGGGAAAAACUUCAACUGGAGCUCAGCGCUUACUGCGCAUCAGAGGAUUCACACCGGAGAAAAACCUUAUGAAUGCACCGGCUGUGGGAAAAGUUUCAGCCGGAUCUCCACCCUUGCUAGACACCAGAGGCUGCACACUGGAGAGAAUCCCUCGAAUGUGGAAGAAGCAUCAGCUGGGCUCUGAUUGUCUCGUGCAUCAGCAGCUCGACAUAGGGAAGGAGACCUCUUACACACCCUUAGCAAGGAAAAUCCUUCAGGUGGCGCGAAUGCCAUAUUGGACAUCAGAGACUCCUCCACACCGGAGGGAAAAUUGUAUCAGUGCCCAGGUUAGGGCUGGCUAUCGUUUAAAAAACCCAACAUUUCCUCGUUCCCAGACACAUCAGGGGCAUUUGUCUCCCAAGUGUCCAGCUGCCCAUCGCUGGGGUGAGGAUCCAGCAGCAGCUGAUCUGUGACCCUCUGGCUCUGCCUGGUCUAAGCAAACCCCAGGCAGAGGAGGAGAA
Messenger RNA from Terrapene triunguis (Three-toed box turtle), 3140 nucleotides. RefSeq names its product zinc finger protein 420-like. Gene Ontology annotation, cellular component: nucleus. Bases 41 to 2824 code for a protein of 927 amino acids. Lineage: Eukaryota; Metazoa; Chordata; Testudines; Emydidae. The transcript is spliced from 4 exons. The record is from RefSeq and is a predicted model, not a curated record. Gene Ontology annotation, molecular function: RNA polymerase II cis-regulatory region sequence-specific DNA binding; DNA-binding transcription activator activity, RNA polymerase II-specific. Gene Ontology annotation, biological process: regulation of transcription by RNA polymerase II.